Molecule: messenger RNA, 396 nt
Organism: Lolium perenne
Lineage: Eukaryota; Viridiplantae; Streptophyta; Magnoliopsida; Poales; Poaceae
Product: ethylene-responsive transcription factor 5-like
Biological process (GO): regulation of DNA-templated transcription
Molecular function (GO): DNA binding; DNA-binding transcription factor activity
Source: RefSeq, a predicted model, not a curated record
AUGCCUCCGCGCCGCCGCUCCGCCUCCGGCUACCGCGGCAUUCGGGCGCGGCCAAGCGGCCGCUUCGACGCGGAGAUCCGCUCCGGCGAGGAGCGCAUCCGUCUCGGGACAUUCGACACGGCGCACGAGGUGGCACGGGCAUACGACGCCGUCGCCUGGCGUCUUGGCCGCUCCCGCCGGCAGAUGAACUUCCACGACGUCUGGACGUGGGAGCAGGCGGAGCAGCUCGCGCCGCCAUCACCGGCCAUCACGCACGAGCAGCAGCGCCGCCAACGGGAGCUCGAGCAGCGGCUCCUCAUCACCGAGCGCGACGAACGCCUCCGCCUCGAGUGGGCGCGCCAGUUUCCCGAAGACGUCACCGCGAUGGAGGAGUUUUUCACGCAGAAGGAGGAGUAG